Messenger RNA from Penicillium nucicola, 873 nucleotides. Its product is annotated as VIT1/CCC1 transporter family protein. Gene Ontology annotation, molecular function: manganese ion transmembrane transporter activity; iron ion transmembrane transporter activity. Bases 1 to 873 code for a protein of 290 amino acids. NCBI's taxonomy places the organism in Eukaryota, Fungi, Ascomycota, Eurotiomycetes, Eurotiales, Aspergillaceae. Gene Ontology annotation, biological process: intracellular manganese ion homeostasis. The transcript has 2 exons. The record is from RefSeq and is a predicted model, not a curated record. Gene Ontology annotation, cellular component: fungal-type vacuole membrane.
AUGUCUAUUAGUUCAUUGAAAGGCCUGAUGUCGAGCUAUUCCCCUCUUGCCGAUCGCAGUCCCUCUUCGGAGGAGAAGGAUUUGAGUCUUCCCCUUCGAUCGGACGUCGAGGCUGGAAACAAUAACAGCCAAAAUGUGAAAUCAGGCUGGUCCAUCGACGGUCGCACAGUCUCGGAUGCUAUCAUCGGUCUAUCCGACGGUAUGACUGUGCCCUUUGCGCUCACGGCGGGCUUGUCUGCUCUGGGUGAUACCAAAGUGGUCGUCUUCGGUGGACUGGCAGAGCUCAUUGCCGGAGCUAUCUCAAUGGGGUUGGGUGGAUACCUCGGUGCUAAGAGUGAAGAGGAGUCAUACAAAGCUACAUUGAAGGAGACAGCAUCACAAACUAUGACCGAUCCCGCGUCUGUAUCCGACACCAUCAGCGAUAUCUUUGAGCCAUACGAGCUACCUUCUGAACUGGUCGCUCAACUUAAAAACCACCUCUCUGCGUCCCCCAUGCUUCCAUCCUUCCUCAUGAACUUCCACCAUACCAUGCCCGAGCCCUCGGGUUCGCGAGCUGUCAUCUGCGCCUUGACAAUUGCUAUGGGAUACUUCAUCGGUGGAUUCGUCCCUCUACUCCCCUACUUCUUCGUCGGUCCCCAAGAUGCCUUCAUCGCUCUGCGCUGGUCUAUCGCUACCAUGGUCAUUGCCUUGUUCAUCUUCGGCUAUGGCAAGACCUGUUUCGUUAGUGGCUGGCGUGGUCGGAGGAAUGUACGAAAAGGACUGGUCGGAGGAAUACAGAUGGUCCUGGUCGGCGGCCUCGCAGCUGGCUCGGCAAUGGGAUUGGUGAAAGGAUUCCAGAUGCUCGCGGAUCACCAUAGUGAAAAGCACAACUAA